Molecule: messenger RNA, 813 nt
Organism: Spodoptera littoralis (African cotton leafworm)
Lineage: Eukaryota; Metazoa; Arthropoda; Insecta; Lepidoptera; Noctuidae
Source: the annotation of a GenBank genome assembly
AUGAAAUCGACGGAGGGAACAGUUGCUGACUUGACAAUGAAGUUCACUGAGAGGAUGGAGAGGUUUGAGGCAGACUAUUUGCAUAAAUCACCACCUGAUUUGGCACCUGGCAGCGCUUUAAGUAUGCCACCGGACUACUUGGAGUUCAAAAAGUUCAUUUUUGAAACUCUUGAGUGCUUGCAGCGGCAGUUGGAGUCUUAUGUAACUGAGGUUGAUGCUCUGGAGAUGCGAAACCGUAGGAAGAUUCUUCUUAUCCAUGGAGUCCCCGAGCAGUCAAAGGAAGAUACUGCAUCAGAGGUUGUUGGGGUGGUGCGGGAUAGGUUGGAUCUGAAGACCUUCACUGCCUCUGCCAUCCGGAGGUGUCAUCGAGUUGGCAGUCAGGCAAACACUAGGAAUCCUAGACCCAUAUUGCUGAAGUUCCGGGAUGUGGAUGUCCGAGAUGAGGUUUGGCACGUUAAAACUAGGCUGAAAGGUUCAGGUAUCACCUUGUCUGAAUUCCUGACAAGGACGCGACAUCGGGUCUUCAUGGCAGCACGCGAAAGGUUUGGUGUGGCUAACUGCUGGACGAAGCGGGGAUAUAUUUACAUCAACGGCCCAAAAGGUAAAAGACACCGCAUUGUAAGCCACGGCGAGCUCCAUGCAAUCGGUGAGCCUGCGCCAGUGUCCGAGCGGUGUCUUGCUCCGAUCACUGAGGAGUGUCCUACGGCAGCCCCCAAGCAGUCCCCUGCGGCAGUGGCCCCGAAGCCUUCUUCCACUGGGCCGCGGCGUGUACGUGUGGCUAGCAGAAAUUUAUUUAUAACAAAGACGUUAUGA